Molecule: messenger RNA, 579 nt
Organism: Lodderomyces pseudojiufengensis
Lineage: Eukaryota; Fungi; Ascomycota; Pichiomycetes; Serinales; Debaryomycetaceae
Gene: PGA34
Product: Pga34p
Exons: 1
Coding region: 1-579 (192 amino acids)
Source: RefSeq, a predicted model, not a curated record
AUGUUAUUUUCAAAAUUAAUUUUAUCAACUAUUUUAUCAGCUUGUUUGAUUAAAUCAGAAGAAAUUGAUACUACCAUUACUUCAACUAUUACAAUAACCAAAACUUUAUAUACUCCAGAAGAAUCAGCUAGUAUGGAAGCAGAAUAUCAAGCAUCAAUUGCAUCAGUUGCAUCAGUUGAAGCUGAAGCUGCUUCAUUAGCAUCUGUAGCUGCAGCUGAAGCACAACAAGCUUCACUCGAUGCUUAUUAUGAAUCAUUAGCAAGUGAAACUCAAGCUAUUGAAUCUGCUACUGAAACUGAAGUUGCUACUGAACAAAGUAGAAAUUAUUCAAUAACUUAUGUUACUGUUACCGUUAUUCCAGAAAAAUUAGUUAAUACAUCAUCAAUUGAUUUACCAACUGAAAUUCAAAUUGAUACAGAAAUUACAGAAGAUCCUAUUGAAUCAUCAUCUCAAAGUUUAUUCACAGAGACAGUCAAUGAAAUAGUUACUAUUGCUCCAGAAGAAAGUGAAGAUGCUGGAUAUGUACAUGGUAUUAGUGCUGCAGCUGGUAUUUUUGCUUUAAUUGCCGCAAUUUUGUAA